UUUUUGCUGACUCCGCAUUCUGUGCAUGAUUGAACUGAUGUAGGCUAUUCAUAAAAUCUGCUCAGGCAUUUUCUAAAACUACCCAAAUAUUUGAAAAGGGCCCUAUGCAGGGCUCUCUGCCAUCAUGCAUUUGCCUAGGGUUCUGCACAUUGACAUAUCUGGCGUCUCCAUGGUAUGCCAGUGUUUGUGUGUGCAGCAAUCACUGUUUUCAUAGAACAGGACUGUCGUGGACACCUGCUGGUCUACCUUUACCUUAACAGUCCGUUGACGGAGCCGUAAAUGAGAUUAAAUGUAUAAAUGAGGCACAGGUGCAGACGGUCACCUUGCUAUUCAAGUCGUUCCUGAAAUUCAUGCUGGGUUCUAGUGGAAAUAACUAUUUUAAGUCUAGAUUUUGUGAUGUGACGCUAUAGUUUGUCCUGUCCAUGUGCUCCACUGGGCUUUAGAGAGAGGGUGGGAGGGGCAGUUUAACUGUUGGACAUUGUGUUCCCUUCUGCUGCUUCACUGCAGCUACAGUACACAGAGGAUGUGUGUUUGUCGAAAUCAUGCAGAGUCAGAAAACCCUGAAACAUGCUUGCUGUAUCAGCUGUAUUCCCUACACGACCGAUGUCCUUUGGUCUACCGGCGUCCGGCACCAACAUGGCGUACGUGGUACUUGGUGGAAGCUCACUUACUGCUGCUCUUGUUUAUGCUUAUAAGACAAUAAACUCUGACAGUGCGAGAUAUAAUGAAAGAAUUGCUCAACUUGAGGCCAGACCUAAAAGUGAGGAGGGAGCAUUGGCCGAGGUAGCCUCUGUAGCAGAAGCAGAAACCACAGCAGGUGAGAUGAUUAAUGCAGAGGCUGAACAGACCCCAGAACCCGUGGAGGCAGCAACUGCGAUUGUAGAAGCAGUAGCAGCUGAUGCUGAGGAACCUACUGCAUCUGUUGCUGAGGAUGUCACUGCUGAGGCUGCUGCUGCUCCCAUUGCUGAAACAACCGUUAUCCCAAUGUCUGACCUACUGAGCACUGUGAAAAUCCUGGCUGGAUCUACAGGAGAGAUCGCAGCUGCUUCAGUCGGUGAUCAGCACCUGGUGGCCCCAGUGAGAUUGGCUGAGGAAAACAAUUCUAUGGAGGCCCUCAAUGGGCUGGAGGUUGCUGAUGUUAAAGCAGAGGUUGCAGUAGAAGUGCCUGAGGGAGCUGUGGUUGAGGAGACCAUGAUAGGUAGAUUGAAUCUGAAAACAGAGGGAAAAGAGCUGGAAGGACUGCCUUCAUCACUUGACGCAGUAGAAGAAAUUAUUGUUGUGGCAGAUGACCGUGUCGAGUCUGAGGAAGAGAGCCCUGCUGUGCCUGAAGAUAAUGCUGAAAGCCUCGCUUCAUCUCAAAAGGCCCUUGUUACAGAGAAGGAGAGCAUUUUGGAAUUUGAAGACUCAACAAGCCAUGUGGUGAAGCUCUCAGAAGAUGAGACAGUCUCUGGAGCUGCAGAGUUGACAUCAGAAACAGUCGAGGAAGUAGGUCAGGAAAUGGAAGAAUGUAAAGCAUUGUGUCACGAGCCAACUGCCACAGAAACUGCACAUGCAGAUCUCACAGCACCACCAGCAGACCUGGAGGACCCACUACAGGCUACGGGUGAAACAGACGCUGCAGAAGAAGGUCUUGUUAUGGAAAUGGUGCAGGAUGCUGUGGAGAAAGCUAAACCUGUUGAGGCAUCCGAUGAAGCUGUUGGAAGUGGAAAUGUUGCAUUGACCAUGACACAAGCCUGAAGUGAAUGUACCACACCUGAGACACUGGAAAGAGUGAAACUUGACAAUCUGUGAUGUAAUACAUACAAGUUAACAUAUAGUGGUGCAGUUACAGUCAUAAAAAAGACCUAUAAAUUACUUUUUGUUUCCAACUGAAUUGCAAAUUCGGUGAAUGAAUAUGGUCUCCUUAAUUUAGUUAUUUCAUCUGAAAAUGAGAUUUAGUCAGUUUCAGUUUUAAGUUUAAUUGAUCUAAUUUUCUGUCUCUGGAAAAUAGUGAUCUGUGACACUGUAUUAUGCUGAAUAUCAAAGGUUUUGUGGGCACAUUCGUGUAGUUGGAUUGCUUUUUAUUUUAAAGUGAAAAGACAAAAUUAGAAUUAGGGCAGAAAGUCCCAACUGGCAUGCUGUUUCUAGUGUUUAUUGUAAUUCAUUAGGUUAUUAUUCAGUUAUUCCGUUAUACACAAAAUAAUGUGUAAUCACAAUGGAAGGAAAUGAAAUUUUAAUUAAUCACAUCAAUCUUAAAUGUCUUU
Carassius auratus (goldfish) is the source of this 2243-nucleotide messenger RNA. It is a transcript of the gene mgarpb, whose product is annotated as mitochondria localized glutamic acid rich protein b. The record is from RefSeq and is a predicted model, not a curated record. Lineage: Eukaryota; Metazoa; Chordata; Actinopteri; Cypriniformes; Cyprinidae. Bases 568 to 1737 code for a protein of 389 amino acids. The transcript has 7 exons. Gene Ontology annotation, cellular component: mitochondrion. Gene Ontology annotation, biological process: anterograde axonal transport.